Molecule: messenger RNA, 2730 nt
Organism: Puntigrus tetrazona (Sumatra barb)
Lineage: Eukaryota; Metazoa; Chordata; Actinopteri; Cypriniformes; Cyprinidae
Gene: cracr2b
Product: calcium release activated channel regulator 2B
Exons: 18
Coding region: 666-2588 (640 amino acids)
Molecular function (GO): GTPase activity; GTP binding; calcium ion binding
Source: RefSeq, a predicted model, not a curated record
UGGAGAAACACACGUAAGUUUCUCUGUGCUGUUGCAGACGUGGAGCCGGUCACUCGCGCAGGCUGGACAUUUACCGAAGGAGUUGCUCUGUUUUCUUUAGCUUCCAUCACGAAACCAUCAUGUGAUCACAGCUGAUAUCAGCACAAACAGAUGUUACUGCGCUACGGCAUUAGUGCGGAGGAAUUCUCGGGUCACAAAACGUGACGCCAGCAUGAAGGACUGUUUAACAUCCUGGUUAACGAUUAUUUGUGGAUAUGCAAGGAGCAGGAUAUUUCAGAUUUCAUCUUUUUUUUGCCCGAUUCGAUGAAGUCGUGUUUAACUAAAUCGCAAUAAUAUUAAUGGAAUGCAAAGUUAAUAUUCUAACGAACUAAAUUUCUACCAUCAAGCGAUUUUCUUUUUCCAUCCUUGCUAAAUAUAAAUAUAUGCUAGCUAGGUUAAACAACACGUACAACAUAUUCAAUGGUGCCCUUUUUUGGGCCAAUAGGGGCAUGACCGAACAAAAAUAGACGCGAAGUGUGCAACAAAAAGUCUCCCUUUGUGUUACUCGUCACACUUUCAGAGCAAGAACUAUGAGAUAAGGUCGCUUCGUUAUCAUCGUUUAACCUGGUUCGACCACAUUAGCGACAUAUUUCAUACCAGCUGGUUAUUGUUGUGCGUCUGCAGUUAUGUCUGGCUGGUUGAAGGACGGGGUGGUGCUGGAGGGGACAGGCAGCGGUCAGAUGUCGCCCCGCUCCGGACCGAGGAGCCCUCUGCCGAGUCGCGCGGCGAGGUUACACUCGUCCUCUCCCGACUCGGACAGACAGGACAGAAUGAGCAAAGCCAAAGAGCUCUUUGAGCUGUGCGACAAAGAGGGGAAAGGAUUCAUCACGAAGAGAGACGUGCAGCGGCUUCAGCGGGAGCUUCCUCUGUCUCCUGAGCAGUUGGAGUCGGUGUUUGAGAGUUUGGACCGAGACAGGAACGGUUACCUCACACCCCUGGAGUUCCACGCGGGCCUGGGAGAGCUGGUGGGUUGUGGGCCAGAGGAGAGAGCGAGGAGUGAAGAGGGAGAGCUGGUCCGAGACGAGAGAGCCGAGCCGACGGAGAUCCGAUUCACGCACUUUCUCAUGGAGCUGGGAGCUGAUAAACUCUUCAAAGAUCAGUGGGAGCUGUCUUCUCUGUGGUGCGAGCUCCAGAGGGACAAACCCGAGCUGCUGGGUGUUUUAGAAGAGGUCCUUUCCUACACCGUGUCUCAUCUUCAGGACGCUCUCAAAGAGAGGGACAAUUUGGAGCGGGCACUGCGCAGGAGAGAGGAAGAUCACGACCGAGUGGUCCGGUCCAUGUACGAAGACAUGGAGAGUCAGCUGAAAGAAGAGAGGGACAAGCGACAAGCUCUGGACUGCAUGAAGCAAGGAAACAAGAAAGAGCAGCUGCUUCAGGAGCUGAGGACGCGAGAGCAAGAACUGGAGUUCACUCUGACCAAACAGAGAGAGUUGGAGAGCAGGAUCAACAGUCUAAGCACCGAUCAGGCCGGAGCUCGUGGGGAGAACCGCAGACUGCAGAACAUCAACCAGCAGCUGCAGGACCAACUGGACCAGAGCCGAGAAGAGCUCCAGCACGCCCUGAGCCAGCUACAACAACUACAGAACACCAUCAAACAACAGCAGAGGGGCAAAGAGAGAGACGUGCUGAAAGUGUCCCGAAACAUGCAGAAGGAGCGGGAAAGCCUCACGAGACAGCUGGAUCUUCUCCGAGACAUGAACAAGCGUCUUCGGGAUGAUAAAGAUGCCCAUCAGACGCAGAAGAUGACGGCUCAGAUGAAGAACCCUUUGCAGAGGAAGGACUCCAUACUGGGGAACUAUUUUCCUCCAAGGAAAUCGGCAAAAAGGCAGUUGAUGGAAAACCCAAAUGACGAGUCUGAGGAUCCAGACAGCUCGCUAACAGAUUCCAGUCCGAAAAGACCCUCUACGGCUGAAGAGAGAGAAGACCAAACUACCUGCCAGUCAGAGACAACCACGGUAAGCGCACUGCGUGACCCUCAGCGUGUGUUUAAGGUGGUGUUUUUGGGGAACUCUGCGGUGGGAAAGAGCUCGUUCAUCCAUCACUACUGCAGCGGCCACUUCCCCAAUAACUUGGCCUCAACUGUGGGAAUGGAUUUUCAGGUCAGGAGCGUGAUGCUUGAUUCAACACUAGUGGCUCUGCAACUGUGGGACACCGCUGGGCAGGAGAGGUUCCACAGCGUCACGCAGCAGUACUUCCGCCGGGCUGACGGAGUCAUCGCCAUGUAUGACAUCACGCACGAGGCGUCGUUCACGGCUGUCCGCCAUUGGUUGGAUCAGGUGCAGGAAAAGAUGGCUGAGGGGGUGUGUCUAAUGUUGCUAGGCAAUAAGACAGACCUGGUGACCGCGGGCAGAAGGGAGGUGACAAGAGCACAGGGCCGCAGGCUGGCCGAGCAGUACCAGGCUGAGUUCUAUGAAUGCAGUGCUAAGAGUGGACAGCAGGUGGAGGAGGCCAUGACCCACCUGAGCAGGUUACUUGCCUCGCAGGAGGACAAACAGUGCGAGUCUGUGCGUCUGGACGUCUCUGCCAACAGAGGGCGCUGCUGCAAAUAAAUUGAACGCCGCUUCUCGGUGCUUUGUGUCACUACGUGGCGCGCACGCGCUGCGCGCUCCCUAGGAUACGCGAGCCCCCUGACGCGCGUUCAGGAGAGCAGUGCCCACAACAAACGCGGACAGAAGGGCACGGGCUCCUGAA